GUAGGUGAUCUUUCAUUAAAAACAUAAGUGAUAUUCUACUAAAUAUUGCUGUAUUUUUACUCUCAAGAAUUAUACGUAAGGACAACUGAUAGCAAAUCAUAGAGAUGGUGCGUGAACUAAAUAUGGACACACAAAGACAGAACUUUUGGAAAGAGACCAUUCGUAAAGAAGCGAUGCUUAGACGCUGGCAGACCCAAUACUCAAGAGAGUUUGCGAGUUUAGGGAGUUUGUCAAAACGCAGAGCAAAAAAAGCAACAAUCGACGUCGAACCGGUGAUGCUAAACCUUGAAACAGCUUUAAAAAUAAAAUUGAACGAGUUACCGGCGAAAGAAAUUAAUAAGCAAGAGGUUUCUGACCAACCCAGCGAUUUACCGAAAAUUUAUGAAAAAGAAAUGAGACCUGCAUCGAGUGGAACAUUGGGAUUAUUGUAUGACGGUUUUAGUGCCGACGGUGGAGGACGAUACGCUUAUCUCGAGAAAAGAAAAACUAUUAUUCCCGAGAAUAAAUACGAAUUUCCGAUCACCAGCUCCUUCGAAUAUGGUUGGAAGAACAAGGGUAUAACAAGAUCCCUGAGACCUGCUAAUUUUUGUCGCAGCUCAACCAUAAAGGAAGAAUUUUAUCGUCCAAACGGAAUUUUUACUUCGUAGUUCCUUCAACAAACAAAUUAUUAGAAUAUUGUCAUGUUUUCCGUAAGAUUCGAAGUAAAGGAACUCUUGAUGUGAAAUAGAUUUGCAGAUUCUUCUAAGCUACCUUAAUCUUAAAAAGGACAGUCAUUUCAAUUUUUCUGUAUCUUUGAUUUGUCAUUCUAUAACUAGGAAUAAAUAACACAGGGACUUUAAACGAAGAAAAAAGUAAAAAGAAUUAUACUUCCAGUGCUUAGAUAAGGCAAUAUAUUUUAUUAAAAUAUUUCCAAAGAA
Molecule: messenger RNA, 917 nt
Organism: Xenia sp. Carnegie-2017
Lineage: Eukaryota; Metazoa; Cnidaria; Anthozoa; Malacalcyonacea; Xeniidae
Product: protein ATP6V1FNB-like
Source: RefSeq, a predicted model, not a curated record